Exaiptasia diaphana is the source of this 488-nucleotide messenger RNA. RefSeq names its product glomulin. Gene Ontology annotation, cellular component: cytoplasm. The record is from RefSeq and is a predicted model, not a curated record. Gene Ontology annotation, molecular function: ubiquitin-protein transferase inhibitor activity. NCBI's taxonomy places the organism in Eukaryota, Metazoa, Cnidaria, Anthozoa, Actiniaria, Aiptasiidae. Bases 1 to 366 code for a protein of 121 amino acids. The transcript is spliced from 3 exons.
AUGGCAAUCUUGAAUUGUUUGCGAUAUAUUCUUCUACGUGAUCAUGAUGAUGAAGUUACWUURUGGAAAAACUUUGGGAUUUUUGAGAAGGAUUUUCUAGACCCACUUAGAGAAUCCCUGAMGCUGACAAGAUUACGAUACACUGCUGUUCARAWACAAAGUGAAGAUCAGGCCAAGCAGAAAGAUAAAACGCAUGAAGAAGGUAAAAGUAAGAUCGAUUUUACUGUCACCACCCCUGACGGGACUCCGAUUAGUGCUAUGUCAAUAGAUGAYCAAACUCAGGUCCUGCAGUCUGGUCUGUAUGCCCUCGAUAUGAUGGACUGCAUCAUGGCACACAUAGCAGAGAUUGUGGCCACAAGAAGCUGAACCUCAUUUUCCUCGAAUCACGUGAUCUUCUGGAGUCACGUGAUUACGUCACGUGAUAAAGAUAACAUUUUUACAAAGACGUUUUCUGUACAGUAAUUUGACUCUUCGCGUAAACCCGAAAG